Molecule: messenger RNA, 2326 nt
Organism: Physella acuta
Lineage: Eukaryota; Metazoa; Mollusca; Gastropoda; Physidae
Biological process (GO): cell-cell adhesion
Cellular component (GO): cell-cell junction; plasma membrane
Molecular function (GO): cell adhesion molecule binding
Source: RefSeq, a predicted model, not a curated record
AUGAAGGAUUACAAAGAAGAACAAGUGAUGAUCAACGGCGCGUUGUUUUAUAACUUAACAUGGACAGUGAACGGCCUAACAGAAGAGUAUAAAGCAUCUCAACAACUACCACUUUUUAAAAUAGAAGUUGAACUACCAAUUCAGGAAUCAGACUGUACUGAUAUAUCGUCCUUCUGGGUUCAAAACCCCCCAAACGUGACUCUGUCAGCCGACUGCCCAAGAGGUCCAGGAGUUAAAAACGGCUACAUCAGACGUGGGACAACAGCUGAGUGUGGCUGUGAGGUGUACAACAAUGGGCCCAUAACUGCCACAGUGAAAUGGUUUACCUCAGACGGUCAACCUGUUAUGUUGAGAAAUGAAUCGGUCCUUGAGGUCACGUACAACCCAGACGAAAAAAAACAGUCAUAUGAAUGUCGCGCUACAUCAGUGAUGGGUGUUGAAACUAGAUUACAAUUUGUGCCAAAGUUUUAUUAUCCCCCGAAUGUGUUCGACUUUACUGUAAAUAAAAGUAACUCCACCAUAGUAAGUGUCGGUGCCAAUGUUGUGUUUUACUGUGAAGUAGAAGGAGACCCACCUGCUAAAGCCUUGAUCAAUGGCAGCGGUCUUGGACAGGUGAAAGAAAUCCAAUCUAACACGUCAGUCUUGGAGCUGGUUCUAGAAGAUCUACAAUGUGAUGACUCGGGACGAUAUUUUUGUAUGGGAGUCAAUGGUUUUGAGGAUAAUGGGACGAUGGAUCACAACUUUGUCGAUGCUAAUGUUCUAUGUCCACCUAAAGUAAAAAACAAUUCAUCGGAAAUUCCUGUUGUCCACGUGUCACGUGACAAAAACACGGUGUUUACACUUGAGAUCUACGGAUAUCCCGAACCAACAAAAUUUGGACUAAAAAUAGAAUCAGGCACGUUUUCAUCAGACGUGAACAGCAACAGUUAUCACAUAUCCUACAUCACGACGGUGCCGCCAUUUGGUCUAGUCACUGUAAGCCUGACGGAUUCCAGUUCUAAAGCCAUCACCACAUAUAUACUAACCGUAGCCAACACAGAAGGAAAGCUUGAGCUACGUUUUAUCGCCAUAGAUCAGGAUCAAAUCAGUGUACAAACAGAUGACUCAGCAUUCUGGAUGAAGGUGGGAUUAGGAGUCGGAUUAUCUGUACUUGUUUUAGCCGUCGUCAUAGCGGUAUCUAUAAUCUGUUUUAGGCGACAUAAUCUAAAUGGACAGGGAGGUAGCGAGGGAAAUCUGCCCCAUCCUGAUGAUUAUGUCUCAGAUGAGUCUUCUACCGAUCAAAGUUCCACAACUCCCAUAGACAACUGGCUUUUUACAAACAUCAGUUAUCUGCCUUCACCUGACAAAGAACUUAACUUUAACCAUUCAUACAAAGAUUUCAUUGAACCACCUCCAGAUUAUUUUGAUGAUUGAAUUUUUAAUAUUUUACACUGUAGUAAGACAAUGUAAUUAUGUUUAUUAAUUAAAGUAUUUGUAAAACUGGCUUUUACUCUAUUUAGGGUAUUAUUUUUUAGGUGUUUAUAUUUUAUUUAUUUUAUUAUAUAAAGGCAUAAUAUAUUGAUUUGUACCUAGCCCUUAAUAUUAUGAUACAUUUUCUAUGAAUAUAACUCGGUGCGAAUGAAUGUUGGUGCGGGUGUAUAAUGAAAGAAUAAAAAUGUGAAGCGCUUAAUAAGAUAGUGACAUGGAAUGUGGUAACGGUGUUGCUAUGGCAUGGAAGGCUAGAGAGUUCGGACUAAGUAGUGAAUGUGAAAGGUACUUUACAUGAUGUCGAUAGCAAGGAUUGUUGGGUGCGGAUUUAAAUGAGGACAGUAGUGAAAUAAAUAUCAAGGAAGAAAAUAAUAGAUUUGUGCCAUUAAAUUCAAACAGAAGUUUAAUAAUUGUCAGAAGGAAAAUUAAAUUCCACACUGUUUACGCUGAAAUGUCUGUUAACGCGGGUCAUGACCUGUAAACUAUUUUCUAGUGGAUUAUGUAUGUACCUAAUAUGAAGGGGCGUGAUUUCUACAAGAGAUGGUGAAGAUAAAGAAAAAGUAUAAAUUAUCAGUGUUUCCUUUUUGGGAGGGGCACUGUAUGCCAUGACGGCUAUGUCGAGUAUAUUAUUUAAGCAGAGAUAAGUUUUACUCAUUAUUAUAUAAAUACAAGUCAUUAGUAAUAAUCUCCCUGUCUAUGAUUUAAAAAAACUGAACUGGAUUUUAAAUUAUUACUAUUUUAACACGGAUAAGAUUCUUAUUAGUCGUGGAAUUUAAAAAAAAAUGUAUAUACCAUGUCUAUGUUAAACAGAUAGAUUAGCAGCAGUUGUAAAAAAAUAAGGUUAGGUGUGAAACAUACA